Messenger RNA from Capsella rubella, 1528 nucleotides. RefSeq names its product GTP 3',8-cyclase, mitochondrial. Lineage: Eukaryota; Viridiplantae; Streptophyta; Magnoliopsida; Brassicales; Brassicaceae. Gene Ontology annotation, molecular function: GTP 3',8'-cyclase activity; cyclic pyranopterin monophosphate synthase activity; metal ion binding. Bases 85 to 1248 code for a protein of 387 amino acids. Gene Ontology annotation, biological process: Mo-molybdopterin cofactor biosynthetic process. The record is from RefSeq and is a predicted model, not a curated record. The transcript is spliced from 7 exons.
UCUUCCUCUUUCUCUCCACUUCGUCUACCAAAAAUAUCUCAUCAGUUCUCUCAUUCCAUCUUCUUCCCUACAGUUCUGUUAGCGAUGAGGAGGUGCUAUUCCAAAUUCAGUUCUUUCCACUUGGGUUUCAAAAAUUCCAACUUUUUCCUGGUUGAUUCUGCAAUUGGUUCUGGCUCAGUGACAAGAACUAUUGCUACUACUAGUGAGCGUUCCUUUAGCAAUUAUGCAGCUCAGGUUGAUCAGACCAAAGACAAUCCUGUUUCCGACAUGUUGAUUGAUUCUUUUGGCCGUUUACAUACCUACUUGAGGAUAUCUUUGACUGAGCGGUGUAACCUCCGGUGUCAGUAUUGUAUGCCGUCUGAAGGUGUUGAACUUACCCCUAAGCCUCAGUUAUUGUCACAGUCUGAGAUUGUUAGGUUGGCUGGUCUUUUUGUUUCUGCUGGGGUUAACAAGAUUCGGUUGACCGGUGGUGAGCCUACUGUUAGGAAUGAUAUAGAAGAGAUUUGUCUCCAGUUGUCUAGCUUAAAAGGGUUGAAGAACUUGGCUAUCACUACCAAUGGUAUCACUCUUGCUAAAAAGCUACCAAAGCUUAAAGAAUGCGGGCUUGAUUCGCUUAAUAUCAGCUUAGAUACUCUUGUCCCAGCCAAGUUUGAGUUUCUGACUAGGCGUAAAGGGCACGAGAGGGUUAUGAAAUCCAUUGAUACUGCUAUUGAGCUUGGAUACAAUCCCGUUAAAGUAAAUUGUGUUGUCAUGAGGGGAUUGAAUGAUGAUGAGAUUUGUGAUUUUGUGGAGUUGACACGCGAUAAGCCAAUCAAUGUUCGGUUUAUUGAGUUUAUGCCCUUUGAUGGAAAUGUUUGGAAUGUAAAGAAACUUGUGCCUUAUGCAGAACUGAUGGAUAAAGUGGUCAAGGGCUUUCCGAGUAUAAAGCGUAUGAAAGAUCACCCAACUGAAACAGCUAAGAACUUUACGAUUGAUGGGCAUUGCGGUUCUGUUUCUUUCAUCACAUCCAUGACAGAACACUUCUGCGCUGGCUGCAAUAGAUUAAGACUUCUUGCGGAUGGGAACUUCAAAGUUUGCUUGUUUGGUCCCUCGGAGGUUAGUUUGAGAGAUCCUCUCCGUUCUGGUGCUGAUGACGAGGCACUAAGGGAAAUUAUAGGCGCUGCUGUGAAGAGGAAGAAAGCUGCACACGCUGGAAUGCUUGACAUUGCAAAAACAGCCAAUAGACCAAUGAUACACAUCGGUGGCUAAGCUCUUCUGACGUUGGUGAAGUUCUUGGAAAACACUACAAGGACCUUGAGUUUAAUAUAUCUAAGUAAGAAACUAUCCGCUGCUCCCAACUCCGUGACAAAGUUUUUGCAAAACAAUAAGACUGAAGAGUUUCUCAAUAUGUUUCUUCUCUGUAUACGUAGCAGUCACUGUACAGGCACUCAGAAUUUCUACAUGAACCUUUUGCACUUCAAUUACUUUUCUUGUGUACGAAAACAAUAAAAACUUAAAGAUUAUAUUGAUAAGAGAUUUCGACCUUAAA